This is a messenger RNA of Cuculus canorus (common cuckoo), 5225 nucleotides long. RefSeq names its product synapse defective Rho GTPase homolog 2 (gene SYDE2). The transcript is spliced from 7 exons. The record is from RefSeq and is a predicted model, not a curated record. Bases 170 to 3154 code for a protein of 994 amino acids. NCBI's taxonomy places the organism in Eukaryota, Metazoa, Chordata, Aves, Cuculiformes, Cuculidae. Gene Ontology annotation, biological process: signal transduction.
CCCCUCUCGCCCCGCCGAGCUAUGCGCGGUAUGCGCGCGGCGGCGCGGGGCGCGCGGGGCCGCUCGGCCAUGGGGCAGCGCGCCCCCCCCCCCGCCGCCGCCGCCGAGCACGGGAGCCGACGGGACCCCGCGGGGCAGCGCCCGCUGAGAGCCGAGCGGGACGGCAGGCAUGGCUGAGCCGCUGCGCAGGACGCUCUCCAAGCUGCGGGGCAGGAGGUCCCAGCGAGGGGCGGCGGCGGCGGCGGGCGGCGGGCAUCGCCACGGAGCGGGGUCCGCCUCGCACGAUUUGAUAGAAAAUGUUUACAUCGCUUCGAGAAGCAGGAAGGAGCCCAGGUCCCCCCAGGCCAGCGACAUCCCUGAGCGCAGGCCGCAGAUGACCAGCAUCACCGUGUCGAAGAAACGCAGCUGGCUGCAGCAGAGCACGCACCGAUGUCCUCCUCGUCCUCCAGAAGAUGAAAACUCCUGUAAGGAAACGCAGGCGGCUGUUAUCCCGGUACCCAAAUCUCCCAUCCCGCUGCCUGAACCCGCUGUGCCGUGGGCUCCUUCCACAUCACCGGUGGAGUGGGAGCGCCCGCCGCGAAGCUGCGCUCCUGUAGGUGCCCUGCCAAGUCCUGCCACACCGAGGAGCGUUGCUUUGGACUUCGGUGAGGACAAUGAUGCAGAUGAUGAAGGAGAAAUAUGGUACAACCCGAUCCCUGAAGAUGACGAGCCCGACUUGCCUAGGGUCCGUCUUUGUGCUGUGAAUAGCCUUGGUGCUGCAGGCCCCGCAGCAGUUCGGUACAAACCCCCUCCUGGGGGUGACUCAACGAUGGUCACGAGUCCCCACAAGGGUCCUCCACGCUCCAUGGAUAGCGCAGGGGACGGUUGGACUGCUCAGCCCAGCGAAGGGAGUCAGGCCGAUGCCGUGCAUCCUGGGGAGCACGUGCAGCAGCACCGGCAGAGAUUUGCCUGCAAGGCUCCCGCUGUGCCAGCAGCAGAGGACAGUCCUGCCUUGAAGUGCCCUUCAACAGGGUCUGGAGUUGCACUUGCACACAAGGCUGAUGUCCCCUCAACAGAGGUUUCUCCUCCGAGUCCCAGCCCUCUGAAGAAAAGUGGAUCAAUCAAUUGGCCUUUCCCUGAUAGGAUCAAAUCUCCCAGGACUGUGAGGAAGCUUUCCAUGAAAAUGAAGAAGCUGCCAGAGCUGAGCAGGAAGCUGAGUGUCAAGGGAACUUCUAGCCAUACUAGUUCAGAUAACCCUCCUUCCCUGCUGAAAGGCAGCUGCCGGGAUACAAACCAUAUGGUUUCUUUGGCGUCCUCUGGAAGCUCAGCCACCACUGCUAGCAGGAAUGUGAUCAGUCGUUACCAUCUGGACAGCAGCGUGUCGUCGCAACACACCUACAAAAAGAAAAGCUCGAGGAGCUCCAAAUCCUUCAACAAAGGUGGUUACCUCAGUGACGGCGACUCUCCUGAACUUAUAACAAAAUCAGGUAAACUUGGGCAGGAAGGCAAGUGUGGGAAAGGAAAGGAGAGCCUGCCAAGUAACAGUGGUAAAACCGAAAUAGAUAUUGAUGCUUUCAGACACUAUAACUUCUCUGACCAACCCAAGUGCUCUCAGUACAUCUCUGGACUCAUGAGCAUUCACUUUUAUGGCGCUGAAGACUUAAAACCACCAAGGAUAGACUCAAAAGAUGUCUUUUGUGCAAUACAGGUUGACUCGGUAAACAAAGCAAGAACAGCCUUGCUUACGUGUAGGACAGCGUUCCUGGAUAUGGACCACACGUUCAACAUCGAGAUUGAAAAUGCUCAGCACUUAAAGCUGGUGGUGUUCAGCUGGGAGCCCACCCCACGGAAAAAUCGUGUGUGCUGUCACGGAACUGUGGCCCUUCCCACUCUCUUCCGAGUGACAAAAACACAUCAGCUGGCUGUCAAGCUGGAACCGAGGGGACUUAUUUAUGUCAAGCUGUCGCUCAUGGAGCAGUGGGAGAACUCUCUGGAUGGUCUCAAUGCAGAUCGCGAGCCUGUCGUGUUCGGCGUAGAGGCUCGGAAAGUUGUGGAGAAGGAAAAUGCUGGCUUGAUGGUGCCACUUUUGAUGCAGAAAUGCAUUCUGGAGAUCGAAAAGAGAGGCUGUCAGGUGGUGGGUCUGUACCGGUUAUGUGGCUCAGCGGCGGUUAAGAAGGAGCUUCGAGAGGCAUUUGAGAGGGAUAGCAAGGCUGUGACACUCUGUGAAAGCCAGUACCCAGACAUUAAUGUCAUAACAGGUGUCCUCAAGGACUAUCUGCGAGAGCUCCCCUCUCCUUUGAUAACCAAGCAGCUCUACGAAGCUGUUCUGGAUGCCAUGGUGAAGAAUCCCUUGAAAAUGACAGCAAAUGGUUGUGAGAAUGACCUGAGUGACUCUGAGCACACAGCAGCCCUUCUGGAUUGCCUGCCGGAUGUCGAGAAGGCUACCCUGAAGAUGCUCUUGGAUCACCUGAAGCUGGUGGCUUCUUACCACGAAGUGAAUAAGAUGACGUGCCAGAAUUUGGCCGUGUGCUUUGGGCCUGUGUUACUGAGCCAGAGGCAGGAGACCACCAACCACAACAACAGAGUCUUCACAGACUCAGAAGAGCUUGCAAGUGCCCUGGACUUCAAAAAACACAUAGAAGUCCUUCACUAUUUACUCCAGCUGUGGCCAGUACAUCCCUUGCCUGCCAAAGAACUGGCACAUCUGAAUGCAUCUCCUGAGCACCCAUCGUCCCUGAAUUACCUGAGACCCAAGCGGCAGAGACCUCAGAUGCUGAAUCUGAGCUGUACCGAGAUGUCUGGGGUGCUUAGACCAAAGCCAGCCGGUCUGGACAGCCCGUCGAGCAACCGCUACGCCGGAGACUGGAGCAGCUGUGGGGAAAACUACUUCUUGAACCCAAAAGACUCCCUGAGCGAAGCAGACUACGAUGACGUCCCUUUGGAAGAUACGGAGAGCGAGGAUGACAGCAGCAAAGCCGAGGAGUCGGAUGCCCCAGUGAGACACCCCCAGCCCGUCCCCAAGGAGCACACGUUUCGAAGCUAUUUGACCAUGCAAGCCAUAGACUCAGCGGUGGAUCACAGGGCAAACCUCAAGGACCUGCAGGAAAGCAUUGAUACUCUGAUAGGAAACCUGGAAAGGGAGCUCAACAAAAACAAGCUAAAUAUGAGUUAUUAAACCCUGUCCUGCAUGACACCUCCUCCUACUGCCUUUGUGCCCAUCACCGGGCUUCCCACAGCCAUGUGAGGUGUGACGAUGCCCUUAGAUGCCUGUGGUAAGGACACGGGCCACCUUGCGUUGACAAAUUAAGCCAUUCUUAUUCCAUUUCUGCCUUUUUUUUGUUAGAAGAAGGUGUUGGCCUGGUUCUGGUGGUGGAGACAAGCUUAGAAAGCCUGAGGUGGUUCCACAUAGUGGCGUUUCUCCCUACAAAUUCUCUGCACUUAGGCAGUCUGGGCAAUACCUGGCAGAAGAUAAAGCAACAUCACUGCUGUCAGCAGCAGCAGAAAUCCUCAUUCCUUAAAUCCUGGCUACGGUACAGAUGUUCCUCUUGGAAGACGAUGAACGCUGCUUGGCCUGACUUUUGCAGCACAGACUUCAGAUAGACUCAUUUUACUAUAUAUGCAAUGGCUGCUAUGAAAAAUGCUUUAUAUAUAUAUAUAAAAUAUUUAUAUAUAAAGUUUUAAUUGUACAAAUAUUAAUGUAUUCCUUUAUUAACACUUUUCAAUAAUUAUUUAAACAAGCAAAAAUUAAAUAUUUUUCUAACCUAGUUUGUAUAUAUCUGUGUAUAAAUGUGCAUGUGGCUGUAGCUGCCUUUGCAAAGGAGAAAGAUCUCAGAUUUACGAAACGUCCCUCUUCGUGGGAAGAUGUGUCCAGUGAGGCCGCGAUGGAGCUACCCCAUGGGUAACGUGGCACUGGAUUUAUGCAUGGAAACGUGGCCGGAGAGAAGGCAGGGUGAAUGAUUAAUGUGAAUGACCUUGUGUUGCAGGGCAUCGGUUCGCAGGUGCUGUUAUUUCUCUGUCUCACCCCCACCGUUCUUUCUCUCCUUUUUUUUCGUCUCUUUGGUUUUUUUCCUCCACGUUUUUUCAUAUAUAAAGAAGGUCUGGAAGGUAUUUACUUUUCAAAAACUUGUUUUCUUCUUGUAACCUGUUAAGUCACUCUUGAUAUUUCAAUACUCUGUUUCUCCCUCCAGAGCUGGAGGUACCUUUGGGUGGCCUCUGGGAGGUGGAUAUGUCUGAGCCCUCUCUGGAGACGCAAGACUCAAAGUUCUGCUCAAAGGCAGUUAGAUUUUUCCCCGAGUCUUUUAAAUUCAUCUCCCCAAAUGGAAACCGGAGUUGUUCCACGAGGCUGAAGGGGUUGAGUGAUGUCACUCUUGGGGAGUUUGGGUAGGAUUGCAGCUCAUCUGACCUUACGAGAUGCAGCUGUCACCACUUUCUCUAAUCAUCUUUUAUCUUUAGUCGUUUAUGGUGAGGAAUUAACAUUUCAUGUUAAGGAAACACGUUCUUGGUUUAAUUGAAAAUAGUUACCACACUGCAUACAGAUCAUGGAAUGAUUUGGGUGGGAAGGGACCUCAAAGCCCAUCCAGUCCCACCCCCUGCCAUGGGCAGGGACACCUCCCACCGGAUCAGGGGCUCCAAGCCCCAUCCAACCUGGCCUGGAACCCCUCCAGGGAUGGGGCAGCCACCACUGCUCUGGGCACCCUGGGCCAGGGCCUCCCCACCCUCACAGCAAAACAUUUCUUCCUAAAGGAGACACGGUCACUCCUUGUCCUUCCCAGGUCUCCCCCGGUGAGGAAGGGGGGGAUUCGGGCAGGAGAGGGUGAUAUGUUUUGAGAGGUCAAACACAGACUCACUGUUGGUCAGCAGGGUAGGACUUCAUUGUCUUCAUCUUUUGGCAUGAUGGUGGCAUCUCACCAUGGUUUCCGUUCACCCCAUGGGUAAGUGCUGCUCUGCCAACUUGUACGUCCUCGUAUUGCUUAAUUGAAGAGUUAUUUAUUUACAGUAGUGAGGAAUAAAGAAUCGCUCUGGCCAACUUCGCCCCUGUUCUCUAAGGAAUUCUCUUAGCAUGAUUCCAAAUGGUUUAUUCAAUCCCAUUAAUUUAUUUUUUAAGUGUUAAAAGAUGCAAAACGAUUAUUGCGAUAUAAUGAUAAUGUAUGAAAAUGUAAAUUUAACCCGAGGCAUUUAUCAAUAAAUCAAUGUAUUUUUUUAAACUUUUAUACCUACAGAAUGUGCAUCCUUUUUAAACUAUAAAU